This is a messenger RNA of Didymodactylos carnosus, 4699 nucleotides long. The record is from the annotation of a GenBank genome assembly. Lineage: Eukaryota; Metazoa; Rotifera; Eurotatoria; Philodinida; Philodinidae.
GGAUUUUUAGAAAAUCCGGAAGACUUUUUCGGGUUUCGGAGGUUGUUAGUUGCCUGGAAAACCAAUAAAGGCUUAAUUGAAAAAUCGGCGCCGGUCAGUCGAUGUAGUUACGUGUCUAGUUUAAAAUAAAACAAACCCAAAUUCUCCAGCUUGAAGUAUAUUAAAAAAUCUUGGGACGCCGUUCAGGGUCCAGAAAUACGUUUGUUUGUGACUUUUCAAUGUUCGAUAGCGACACGUUUUCCGAACUCGAAUACAGCGUAAAUAAUAAAUGUGUUUAUAUCCGUCUGCCUAUAUUUUUCAAAACGUGACAGCACUUACUGUUCGUCAAAAAUCUCACUUGAAGGUCGAUUGUGGUACAGAGAUCAGAACGGGCACUCCACCCAAUUCGGCCGAAAACAUGAUUUCCACACUUCGCUAAUUCUUGUGUUUAUAUCUUUCGAACAGAGAAAGGCCAGGAAGAUAUACCAGCAAAACAGAGACACAUCGUUAAAGCAAAAGGGAAUUUUUUAGAAUAGUGUUGAAUAUUUUCGUAAUAUUUCUAUAACCACAAGUCUUAGAAAGCACUUAAUUUUGUUAAGUACACUUUUCGUCGCAAAAUCAGACAAUCGCGAUUUCCUGACCUUCUGUUCGCAGACAAGAAAAUAGCGAAAAAAGUGUCUGGAUUACGUUUUUCGACCGAGUUACAUGGAAUGCCCGAAAAGUUUUCUAAAAACUCUGAAGACCGCUAAGUGUCAAAUAUUACUCGCACCUUUUGUUACACACGGUAAACAACUCGAUGAACCCUCUCGAAGCUUCUAAAACUGGGUUCAAGCUUAUAUGCAAUUUUUCACAGUUGAUUAUCUGUUUUGCUACAUUUCCUUCACUAGUUGUUCAAUUCUACCUAUGCCUACAGUGAAACUUUGUGUUUAGAUAAUUUUCUGAUUGCUAUUAAUCACAAAGCGUAAGUGGCUCCCUUUAUUUGAUUAAAGUUAUUUCCAAAUUAAUUAGAGAGCUAUGUAUAUUAUACAGUGACAUCUGGCUUUGUAACCAGUUCUCUUUGACGUAAGUGCAUCAAUGCUUAUUCUCUAUUGUUUAUUUAUUUCUUUGAUUUGUCUGUCCAUGGAUCACCUUAUGGCCAUUUUUUCAUGUUUUGCGAACACAAACACUACAUUAAUUUUCUAGACCUAUUUCUUUCACAGUCAAAGAUAUAUAGGGGAAAUUUGAAAAUAUGUCUUUAUCUCUAUAUCGAAGUUACUUUUCAAGUCAUGUGCUAAGGUCUAUUAUCAAAAAUUCUAGUCUUUUUCGAUUUUCUUCAAAUACCAGCUCUCGUAAUACGUUCUCUGAACGUAAACGUAUUUUUAAGCAAGUGAAUAUUGCUGAGUCAUCAGCAAAUGACAAUCGUUUAUCUUACGAAAUACUGCUAGAUAAAAAAAAAUUAAAAACUCCAUCGGGUACUAUUAUGAACAUUGAGAAUGAACUAUUAGCAUUAGCUGUCGCACAAGAAUGGAAUCAACAAAAAACAACGAUUGACUUACCAUCGAUGCAUUUGACAUCGUUAGUAAAUACCAUCAUUGAUAAUCCAAAUAAAGUGACAAAAUCGAAGUUAAUUGAACAAAUCAUGUUUUUUCUCGAAUGGGAUACAGUUCUUCACCGUUCAGAAAAUCCAGAAGAAUUAAAACAAUUGGAAUCGAAUGCAUGGAAUCCAAUACUUCAGUAUAUUAAUGAACAAUAUGGCACCCAGUUUAGUCCUACCUAUCACUUGGAUAUCAAACAAGUUGUGAGUGAUCAUGAUAGACAAGUCAUUGAAAAAUAUUUGAACCAGUUAGACGAACAAUCCUUGUUAACGUUUAUGUACAUGUCUGAAUUGUCAAAAUCGAUAUUAUUAAGCAUAUGUCUUUUGAGACGAUUCAGAACGAUUGAUGAAACAGUGACACUAUCACGUUUAGAAACAGAAUAUCAAAUUACACAUUGGUCAAAUGUGCCCUAUUAUCACGAUUAUGAACUCAUGGACUUACGUUCAAAACUUUCAGCUGCAUAUCUAGUUUUCUAUUUUUAUCAUAGAUACAUUUAUUCAUUCUCGAUGGUUAACAACGAUCAAAAAGCAAAUGAUAUGUUAGUGUCUUACGAUGAAAGUGAUUCGGAAUCCAGUUCCGAAACAAAACGAAAAACACACAAGAAACAUAAAAAGUCACAUAAACAUCAUAAGAAAGAUAAAGAACAAAAACAUAAGAAGAAAAAACACUCACAUCAUCGUCAUAAAUCAGAUCAGGAGGAAACACAACGAGUGGUAUCAUCAGACGUAGUCCAAGAAGAAAAUCGACAACAGAAACGAAAAAAAUCUCCAUCUUCAAGUAAUGAGACGAAAAACAAGAAAAUUCUAAUUGAAGAAAACAAUUUGUCAUCAACCAAACAGUUGAAAUCACUAAAUAUUAAUGAAGACACUGAUUCAACAGCUGCUAAAAAUAUCAAAAAUUCUUCUUUGCCAAUAAAGAAGCCUAAAACGGAAAUAACGACAACUACGAUUACGUCCAGUUCAAAAGUAUCAAUCUCAAGUAUUCCGCGACCGAAGAAACAUUCGAUAACAAAUGGUCAUCACACAAAGAAAACGCCUCGUUUAUCAACGGAUCGUGAAAGUUUAGAAGAAGGUGAACAUCCAACGUCCGAUAUUGAUACUGAUACUGAAUUAGAAACAACUGAUGGUACCAACAAAGAUCGAAAAAAAACUAAAACAAAAAAUAGACGAAGUAUAUCUGUUGAACGAAAACUGCGUACACCACCGUUAUCACAUCCACCAGUUUUGGAUUCUCGACAUCAUCGUUCCCAUCGAAGUCGAACACCUCCACCAGCCGUUUCCUCACGUUAUUAUUCACAACAACGGUCAACGGAUCAUCGCGGCGAUAGAGAUUCGAGAUAUUAUCAUUCGAGACGUCAUUCUCCGCCAUCUUCGCGUCAUCGUCAUGAAGAGUAUGAUAGAGAAAGAGGUAGAGGACAUCGGCAGUCUUCUCCGACAUCACUGUCUGAUAGAAAGAGAACCGAUAGCAAACACGAUCAUGCGGAUUCAACAAAGCAUACGCAUAAUAAAAACAGUAGAAAUCAUGCCAAUAAUACGACAAGCGACGAAGAACAUCUUGAUUUUGAAAUUCCAGAAGAUGAAGAAGAUGAAGAUGAAAAGAUUCGUAAACAACGAGAACGUCGUGAACAAUUGAAAAAGGAAUUGGCGCAAAAAGCUUUUGCUGACGAAUCUUCAAUGGAUAGUACUAUUCAGCAACAAUUACCAAUUGUUGCUGCUGCUGCUUCUCCGCUCAAUCCUAAUGUUAUUACUAAGCAGCAAGUUGUGGCUAAUGAGUAUGCUGUGCCUGCAGGCACUUCUAAAGCAAAUAUUGAUGAGGAUGAUGACGAUGUUGCGUUUGUUGAGAAUUGUCUAGAUGAUGUUGUGGAUUUUGAAGAAAUAGCACGUGAUAAACGAAAUGCAGUACAAGAACAACUCAGCGGGAAUACUAAUAUAACAAGCAAUGAUGCAAAUUCACCAUCAAUAGUACAAGAACUAAGAGAUGAAGAAAUGGAACGAAAAAAAACAACAAAUAACUAUGACAUGUUUGCCGAUGAUAACUUGUAUCAAGAGACAAAUAGUCCCGGUGCUUGGAGACGAAUAGGGAUAAUCCCCGGCCCAGAUAAUCCACAUUUAACAGACAAUUGGGAUGAUGCCGAAGGAUAUUACCGUGUUCAUAUUGGUGAAAUAUUGAAUGAUCGAUAUAAUGUUUAUGGUUAUACCGGUCAAGGUGUAUUUUCAAAUGUUGUACGUGCACGCGAUGAAUUGCUUGGGAAAAAUACUGAAGUAGCAAUCAAAAUAAUCCGCAAUAAUGAACUCAUGCAAAAAACUGGCUGGAAAGAAUUAGAAUAUCUUCGUAAAUUGAACGAAAGUGAUCCCGAAGAUAGAUAUCAUUGCUUAAGAUUAUUGCGACAUUUUGAACAUAAAAAGCAUUUGUGUUUGGUUUUUGAACCGUUAAGUAUGAAUUUACGUGAAGUAUUGAAAAAAUACGGUAAAGAUGUUGGUUUACAUAUCAAAGCCGUGCGUUCCUAUACUCAACAACUUUUGAUGGCACUGAAACAUUUAAAAAAAUGUAACAUAUUACAUGCUGAUAUUAAACCAGACAAUAUUCUUGUCAAUGAGUCAAAAUUAUAUCUAAAACUGUGUGACUUUGGUUCAGCGUCCUUUGCAUCUGACUGUGAAAUAACGCCAUAUUUAGUGAGCAGAUUUUAUCGGGCACCAGAAAUCAUAUUGGGUAUGCAAUAUGAUUUUGCCCUUGAUCUAUGGUCUGUUGGCCUUACGAUUUAUGAGUUAUAUACGGGAAAAGUGAUGUUUCCUGGUAAAACAAAUAAUGAAAUGUUAAAAUUAAUGAUGGAAUUUAAAGGCAAAGUACCGAAUCGUAUUAUACGCAAAGGUCAAUUUAAAGAUCAACAUUUUGAUGCUAAUUGUAAUUUUUUGUAUCAUGAAGUUGAUAAAGUAACACAACGAGACAAAAUUACCUGUAUAUCAAAUGUGAAUCCAUCAAGAGAUUUAUUAUCGUCAUUAGUUGGUAUGCAACGUUUGCCAGAUGAUCAAAUGAAAAAAGUUGUGCAAUUACGAGAUUUAUUAGAUAGAAUAUUGCUAUUUGAUAAACAAAAACGUCUUAGUAUUAAACAAGCAUUAGAACAUCCAUUUAUACAAGAUAAAAUUUGA